Molecule: messenger RNA, 4831 nt
Organism: Branchiostoma floridae (Florida lancelet)
Lineage: Eukaryota; Metazoa; Chordata; Leptocardii; Amphioxiformes; Branchiostomatidae
Product: short transient receptor potential channel 3-like
Exons: 14
Coding region: 281-3634 (1117 amino acids)
Biological process (GO): manganese ion transport; calcium ion transmembrane transport; regulation of cytosolic calcium ion concentration
Cellular component (GO): cation channel complex; membrane
Molecular function (GO): inositol 1,4,5 trisphosphate binding; protein binding; store-operated calcium channel activity
Source: RefSeq, a predicted model, not a curated record
CCUUGCAUUGGUGCGCACACACGCCUACACGUAAGGCGCACACACCGCCCCCGGUCAGAUCCAUACUGAACGAACUCGCAGAACAAGUUGGUCUGGUCGCCUUUCAAAUUAGCUAUUCCAACCGUCGCGCGUGUCGUCAUUCUAUUAGUAUGCGGCAGCUACAUAAGGAACUGCGUGUCUGAGCUAAACAUUGCAAAGAUCUCCAAGAACAGGACGUGUUCUAGACUUGGAGUCGCGUUGGCGUCCGGGUGUCCUGCAGGUUGGGAAGAAUAAAACAAACAUGGCGGGCAGCCAAGAAGGAGGGUAUCCCCCUGCGCAUGCACUGACCGACAGCGAAGUUCGGUUUCUAGUCGCGACGAUCCAAGGUGACCAUACCGAUGUAAGAACUGCCCUCCAGAACAGAGGUGAUGUGGACGUCACAUGCACCGACACUAUGGGCAGAAAUGCACUCUUACUAGCAGUGCAAAAUGGACAUAUCAACAUAGUGAAGACUCUCCUUCAGACCGAUGAAUGUGAAUUAUUGCACCUGGAGGAAGCUCUUUUAGUCGCAGUUGCCAAAAACGAUCUUCGCAUUGUGGAUGUGUUGGUAAAAGCAGUGUACGAUGACCGCUUGGAUGACGAUGAUGAUGAAGAAGAUCGAAGAAUAUCAAGAGCGUCAAACUCCCAGUUUCCGGAGGAAAUGACAGCGACGAUGUUAGCGGCACAGUUGGACAGAACUGAAAUCCUGAACAUCCUCGUAACACGGGGACUACGGGUGCCCAACCCACACGACUACCUGUGCUCGUGUCAAGUGUGUCAUGACAACCGGAGCAGUGACAGUUUUGGGUACGCCAGAAGGAGGCUGAACACGUACAGAGCGCUGACGAGUCCUACGUACAUCUCUCUAACGUGCAGGGAUCCAAUAGCACGGGCCUUUCACCUGACGGAGGAGAUACGGAAGGUGACAACGGUAGAACCUGAACACAAGGAAGAAUACAGGAGGAUUCUGGCAAAACUGGAGACGUUUGUGACAGAGUUGUUGGACCACUGCAGGUCUAAAGAUGAGAUGGCAGUGACAGUGGGAGGAGGGGAGGGGGAGAAGUGGCACAAGACCUCCCCUGGGGUGGGGAGACUACAGUCCGCAGUGCAGUGCAACCAGAAGAAGUUUGUAGCCCAUCCCCUGAGCCAGCACUGUCUGCAGCAGAUGUGGCACUACAGGUUCCCGACAUGGCGGCAGCUGGGCUGGGUGCUGAAACUCCUGGUGUCAGUGGGGAUAACUCUCACCUUACCUGUCCUGGCUCUGCUCUACUGGAUCAUGCCUACUGGAAAGUUUGGGAAGUGGUUAAAAACACCUGUAGUGAAGUGCAUCAUGUACCUGGCUUCCUACGUGGCAUUCCUCGUCUUCGUGUGCCUGGUAACGGUGGAGAAACUGACAGCGCCCCAGCUCGAUAACAUGCAAGUGGCGGCGGCAGACUUCAACCUACCACAGGACUUGGUGGGCGGGGCCACGUUCUUGAGGAGACCAACAUUCCCGGGGGUGGUGCAGUGGCUCAUAUCCAUCUGGGUAUUGGGUUUCCUGUGGCAGGAGGUGAAGCAGCUCUACCACAUGAGGUGGACCUGGUACUGGAAGAGCAGUCCAUACAAGGUCAUCGACCUGCUGUCCCUCACCCUGUACAUCACACACUUUGUGCUGGUCUACGUCUUAUACUACUUCACCAGUAGGGCUGGGGACUACUUCAAAGAACAAGACAGAACCACGCUGCUGAGGAACAAAGAUGCUGUGGCAACGCUGCAUCUGUAUCACCUUGUUGGAGAUCGACCUCAAUGGAACUCAGGUGAUCCAGUCUUUGUGGCUGAAUCCCUGUUUGCCUUUGCAAAUGUUCUGUCUUUCCUACGGCUCGGGGAAUUCCUGGUCCUCAACAACUCGUUUGGUGCUCUGUCCAUCACAGUAGAGCGGUGCAUACCAGUGAUAGUGAAGUUCCUUCUGAUGCUACUUUUGAUUGCUGUCGGUUUCCUCUUUGCCAUCUUCAACCUGUAUUUCCUGUACAGUGGGAACAUCCACAUCACAAGCCUGGACAGGGCCUUCUCUUCCCUGCUCCAGAUAGUGACCGGGUCUCCCACCAACAUCCUGGUGGUCUCCUCAGAGAGUUCUGCUGAAGUGACAGGUUGGCUGCUUUACGGUGCCUAUUACAUCAUCGUUGUCAUCGCUGUCUUCAGUCUGAUCGCUGUGAUCUUCAAUCAUGCAACCUGUAGUGAUAAUAAGGGAGAUUACAAGACCCAGCUGAAGUUUGCCCAGGCAAAGGUGUACUUGUCCUUUAUCCAGAGGGGAACGCUCCCUCCCCCCCUGAACCUGGUCCCCACCCCCAAGUCUGUGUGGUACGCUGCACUGGCUGUCUACAGGCACUUAUGCUGCUGUUGCAAUAAAAGGAAGACCCAGGAGAUGUCAGGUGCUGAUGUGGAGAUUGGUGAGGAGAUCACAGAAAACCUACCUGGGCAGUCAGACAGAGCUCAGCAAAUUGCCCAGCAGCGUGUUAUACAGCGGUAUCUCAUCUCAUCUACAAAGCAGCGGAUGGACUGGGACUGGGAAGACGACGAUACCGAAUGGCUGCACUUGUCGUACAAAGAUGGCCGCCACCCCAGGAAGUCGCACAGUCUGACGGCGCUUGUGGAGCGACAGUUUGAGCACAUGGUGCGUAACCAGCACGAGGUGUUCGGGAACAUGCUGGGACACCUGGAGCAGAUGACUGGAGCUCUGAGGGGCAUCCUGUCUCACCUGCAGGUGGUGGAAAGUGAAGUGAAAGAGAGUUCAGACACCUUGAAGAAGAAGUCCACCAUGCUGAAGCUGACCAGUUCACUCCUGUUUGGUGCUCAGCCACACAGCGAUAACGGUACGCAGACUGACGCCAUGCCGCAUCACGUAGAUCAGGGGAUCCAGGCAGAGAUUGUGACUCCUAGUCCGCAGUCAAGCCGACAGCAUGAAAGUGCGAGUAGCCGGAUGCGGCGGAAACAGGGCCGUUCACAGACCAGUUCCGUGAACUCUCCCACAGGUAGCAGCUCCAAUGCCUCCCUUUCCCCAAGUGCAACAUCGGGUAAGAGAGGGCUGGACCUCUUGUUGCCGCUCGAUACAGUGACAGCUGAAGACCUACAGAUGAUAAAACAGCUACAGGAGGCAAGGAGAGGAGGCACCAUGCCAUCUAACCAACCAAAGAAGAGUAAAAACUCGCUGGCCACUGUUCGCAAGCUUGGACAGCUGACAAAAGCUCCUUCUGAUGACCGUAUGAAUGGCCCAAGCCUCGAUGGUGAUGUCUUAAACGACAUCAGCUACCUGACUGACCCUGGGUUUGUCCCAGGGAAGUCUAAGAGUACUCACAAUAAAGAAUCAAGCCUUAGGAGAAACAAAGCUCCACAACAAAGCAGUGUGUCUUCAAGCAAAGGGAGUACAGGGAGGCUGUCUCCAGGCAUGGGUAUUUUGAAUGCCAUCUCCAGGAAACUCAGUUCUGCAAAAGACAGAAGAAGACCUGCACAAGACUAUGUGAUAAGUAACGUACAGCAGAGGCCUGGGGUGGCGGGUGGCAUGGUUUCUACCAGGAUAGAUGAUUCUGUGUUUGACAGUGAGUCCAGGAACUCCGACACCUCCGAUGAGUACAUCAUCUAAACAUAGAACACUUGAGAAAUAUUGAAGAAUCUUUUAAGAAUUUGAAAUUGCAAAGAUAAUACAUUUUCUCCAGUGUAUGAGAAUUUCUAUAGCCUGCCCUUUUUGGUAAGCAAUAUUGUACAUGGUUAAUGAAUACUAAUCUAGAGGAUCAUAAUUCUUAAGAGAUGUUUCUUAGGGCGUAUCUAUUAAUAUAAUCUGGCUUGCCAAGAUUCUGUGAUAGAAAUUUUUGGGAAUUAUAAUAUGAUUUUGAACACCCAAUAGCCAGCAAUUAAAAAAAUACUAUGUAUAGAUGAGUUACUCCUUUCUACCUCAAACUUAGCAGAUGUCCAUUGUACAAGUAAAAUGCAUGGUGUAGGGAAUAGUUUUCAUAUUCUCUAAAGGUUAAUAUAUGUUAGAUUGUUGUGUAAUAUUGUCAGAUUUAUGUUAGUCAAAUAAUAUGUUAGAUGGUAGGGAAUGAAUGAUGUAUUGACUGUUAUAAUUGUAUGUUCAAUUAAUUCUCUGUAACACACUUUGACAUUUCUAGAGUAUAUAGAAAAUGUUGACUGUAUUACAUAGAUCUUCAAAAGUUAAUGAAGAUAUCUGUACAAAACUUGAUUGCAAAGCGAGGUAGUAUCAUAUGUUCAGGCUUCACAAUGUUAGACUUAUUCUCUAUGAGACUCUUUAAGACUAUGGCAUUGUAUUAUAUUUAUUGUAAACAUAAUAUCCAUUUUAUUAGGUCACUGUUACUGUGUCAAAGGGAGAUUGCUGUUGAACACAUUAUGUUAUAUGCAGGAUUGGUUGGUUGCAUCUCUACAACGAUGUGUUUGUAUGUAAUGCCACAGCUGCCAUGUUGGUCGGUUGAAGUUGGAAGGGUUAGAUCUAUAAUAAUAUGCUUUGCCAUAAUUAUGUGACCGAACAUUGUCAUUGUAAUGUAAUUACCAAGGACUGGGUGGGUAAACAACAACUGUUGUGGUCUACAUCAAGUAAUAUUGGUUGCUGUGGUCUGUUGUGAUGAUAUUUGUUGGACAAUACUUGGAAUAUGGUUUGAAAUGUGCCUUACCUAGUACUACAAACUACAAUGGUAGUAUGUAAAUGUUGGUUUGUGGCACACAAAUGUUUUGUGCAUGGUCUGAAACUAACUUUUUAUUCUGAUACUAAGAAUAUCUUAUAUUCCAAUUUGUACUGGUUUGUCCAAUAAACUGUGAUUUGAAGACUGAA